This is a messenger RNA of Neogale vison (American mink), 1764 nucleotides long. RefSeq names its product ubiquitin protein ligase E3D (gene UBE3D). Bases 139 to 1305 code for a protein of 388 amino acids. Gene Ontology annotation, molecular function: cyclin binding; ubiquitin conjugating enzyme binding; ubiquitin protein ligase activity. Lineage: Eukaryota; Metazoa; Chordata; Mammalia; Carnivora; Mustelidae. The record is from RefSeq and is a predicted model, not a curated record. Gene Ontology annotation, biological process: protein autoubiquitination; proteasome-mediated ubiquitin-dependent protein catabolic process; protein monoubiquitination. Gene Ontology annotation, cellular component: nucleus; cytosol; ubiquitin ligase complex. The transcript has 10 exons.
CUGGCGGGCUGUGUGGGCCAAGGGAUCGGGUCCCGGACGCGCACCCUGCCGCCACAGCGCGGCCGCCACAGCCGCACGUGCAACCGCUUUGGGCCCUGCUGGCCCUUAUUCCCCUGAACCUGCGCCUGGGCGCCGGCUAUGGCGGCCGCUGCGGCGGGGACGCGCGUGUUCCUGGAGGUGCGGAGACGGCUGCAGAGCGCGCUGCUGAUCCUGGGGGAGCCUAAAGAAGGGGGUAUGCCCAUGGAUAUUUCUGUAGUGCCGUGCUCACUCCAGGUGAAGACCCCGGAAGGCUGCACAGAGCUCCAGCUUCCAGCAGAGGUCAGGCUCGUGCCUUCCUCCUGCCGAGGACUGCAGUAUGUCCCGGGAGAGGGACUGCACCUGCGACUGCAGGUGCGGGCAGAAUCUGAUGCCAAACUGAUUUCAAUGUUUAAUCAAACCUUGCAAGCCCAAGGAUGUUGCACAUUUUAUUGCCAGUCCUGCGGUGAAGUCAUAAUAAAGGACAGGAAGCUCCUCAGGGUGCUCCCAUUGCCGAGUGAGAACUGGGGAGCGCUAGUUGAAGAAUGGUGUUGUCAUCCUGACCCCUUUGCUAAUAAGCCUCUUCAUCCACAAGAGAAUGACUGUUUUAUUGGAGACUCUUUCUUCUUGGUGAAUUUAAGAAGUGAUUUAUGGCAGCCAAGACCUGAACUAGCCCCAGUGGAGACACAGUGUCCUUCUGAGAACCAUUUUAAAUUGAAACCAAAGGCAAAUACCAAAGUAAUUUGUAAGCGUUGCAAGGUAAUGUUGGGAGAGACCAUGUCAUCAGAAACCACCAAGUUUUAUAUGACGGAGAUAGUUAUUCAGCCAUCUGAAAGAAAAUUUUCUAUCAUACCAAGGUCUCAGUUUGUACAGAGUGUUAUUGCCCAGUGUCUAGUGGAACUCUCCGCUGCUAGAAGCACUUUCAGAUUCACUAUUCAAGGUCAUGAUGGCAAAGCGUACAUCCUGCUAUGGCUUUUAAACUCAGAUAGUCUGGUGAUUGACUCUUUGGGAAGUUCCAAAAGUAUCAAAAAGUUCCCCCUGUUGGAAGAUAACUUGAAGGCAGAUUCCUGUUCUGCCUGGAAUGCCAUCAAGGUCCUCUACCAGCCAUGCAUCAAAAACAGGAAUGCAAAGCUUUGCAGUGCUUGGGAAAGUGACAUCAGCAUCCACUCUCUAACCCUGCCCUCUGCAACCUGCUUGGAGCUGCUGCUGAUAUUAUCAAGGAAUAACGCCACACUGCCUCCAUCCCUUCGUUCUAUGAAUUCCUUUCAGGUGGCCUUUUUGAAGAUGUAACUGUUGGAGCUGAGGCCUCCUUUCCCCACAGACAGCUCUCCGGCCAGAGCAUGCGGGAGGUCCGUGUUCUGCACAGUGGGCCGUGGUCACAGACAAAGGUACCAGAGCUCUAGAGUCAGUGUGUGGCAUUGAAGUUGUGAGUUGGUCCUUUGCCAUAUAGUCUCUAAGAGAAGAGUUCACUUCAAAUGUAACGAGAAGUAAGGUGGCAAAGAAUGUUCCAGUAGCAGAGAAGUUAUGACUCUGUUUCCCACAGAGAGAAUAUUCAGGUAUGUGCUAUGUCAGCAGUACCUGGAAGGAUGUUCGCUCGUGGAUUACAAACUGCCCAUUCAGUUUGUGGAAAACAAAUUUUUAGAAAGAAAAAUACAGAAUUUUGUAUACCUGAUUCAGAAGGGAUGCUCUGUGAAUAAAUGUGUGUUGAAUGAAUGAUUAUCAAAUUAAAGGUUUUCCUGUGUGUGCAAA